This is a messenger RNA of Apodemus sylvaticus (European woodmouse), 2049 nucleotides long. RefSeq names its product vomeromodulin-like. NCBI's taxonomy places the organism in Eukaryota, Metazoa, Chordata, Mammalia, Rodentia, Muridae. The record is from RefSeq and is a predicted model, not a curated record. Bases 78 to 1847 code for a protein of 589 amino acids. The transcript has 14 exons. Gene Ontology annotation, biological process: sensory perception of smell.
AGUUCAAUGAAAUCUCUAAGAUCCCUGGGGAAUGUGACCUGUGACCCAUUUCUCUUCUUCAGGUUUCAGACACAAAGAUGUGGGUUCUCCAGGCCUUGGCCAUCAUGUUGAGCAUCCAAGCAGGAACACUUGACCUGGUAGAAACACCACCAGUGCUGGCAAGUCUUCCUGCAGUUGUGCCUGGUCAACUCAAUAUCCCUUCAGUACUCCCAAGUUCCCCAGACCUCAAAGGUCCACCCAAGCAUCAAGGGACACCUCCCAAAAGGCCUGUACCUCCAUUCAGAGGUGGCAAGUGUGUACCUGCAGCCAGAUACUUCCUCUCCAGUGACAAACUCCAAGACUACCUCAUGAAGACACUGCCCCCACAGAUUGAGAACUUGGUGAAGUGUGAUGAUGUUGACCUGGGAGGCAUGAUUGGAAGUUUGAUAACCACGUUGGAGGACUCUGAUGUGCUUGCUAUCUUAGAUGUCACUUCCCUCCUAAAUGGGGGAGGAGGCCUUGGCAUUGGUGGACUCCUAGGCAAUGAAGGUAAUGAGGAUUCCUCAAAGCACUCAUCUGGCUCCAAGGUUGCUGGUGGUCUUGGUCAGCUAAUCCCAGAGGGCCUCCCAGGCACAGAUGUCCUGGGUGGCUUACUAAACCUUGGUGGAGACAAGGGCCCUGGAAAAGGACUGCUGAAUGGGAAUGGGCUCUCCAAUAUCAAGAAGCCUCUAGAUGACAUCGUUGAAGAUGUAAGCAAUCUAAAAGAUACUGUCCAUGACAAAGUGACCAAUAUGGUCCCAGAUACCAUCAAGGAGCCACUUGGAGAUCUGCUCAAGAUGGACAUCAAAGAAACUGUGCUCAAAUUAAAGGUCUCACAAGUAACAGUGGACAGCACGGAUAUAGCCGUGGGAGCUGAUGAGAUCCAAGUUCUCUCCGCAGUUACUGCCAUCAUAGAAGGACAAGGCUUGCUUGGACCAGUCAUCAACCUAAUGCAGUUUCAGUCUCAGAUGGACGUAACAAUGAGAAUUGCUGUUUCCUCCAACAACACCCAAUGCGUCAACCUUGAUGUGCAAGACACCCAUAUGCAGGUCAAGGAAAUGAACAUUCAGCUAAUAGAGACAGUCAAAGAAACUGUGCCUCUGCCUGUGCCUCUGCCCUUGAAUUCAGUCAUCCCAGUACUCCUGACAGCAAAAAUAAAUGAAAAUAUGGAGAAAUCCAACUCCUGUGCCAUCGUCCUCAAUGACUUCAACAACUGCAAGAACACUUCCGGCUUAUUCAGUUACCAAGUUCAUACUGCCAAGAUGUCUCCAAAAGGACUUUCCAUCCUCUACUGUGUUAAAGCCAAUAUAGGCAACAAAACUGUCCCUGUGCCUGGAGGUCGGCUCCCUCCAGAUCCCAAAAAUGCCAGCAUUGCUGUAACCAUUUCCUCCUCAACACUGAAGACACUUAUAAAACAUGUGGCCAAGAACAGCUCUGUCCAGAUGAAUGACCUGGAAGCACAAAUCACCUAUAUAGCACUUGCCUCCCAGGAAAACAAUACGCUCAGAGUCCUCUAUAAGGUUGACAUAAGAAAGGAUGGCGAGGAAUUUGCCACUGGGGAAUCGAAAUUAUUCAUCUCCCAUGGCAGCAAGAUUUCAAACUCCACACUGACACCAGACAUCAAACUCAUAAGGUCCGAACACACUGUGGUGCCACCCGAGGCAAAGGAAGAAGUAGAAGGCAUUAUGUCUGAAGUCACAAAGAAGGCCUGGUCCAGCUUCAAUGAACUGUAUAAAAAAAUGAAUAUUCCUGAAGGAGUGUCUUCAAAUACUUUAACGAACUCCAAUGUCAAACUACUGAGAUCAAAUGACCUUCAGGCAGCAAGCUGAAACCAGCAGGACUGAACUACAGCAGUACUGAAUGACAGCAAAACCCCCUGAGAAGUUUUUCCAUGCCCUUUCAACCCCAUACUUAUAAUUCAGGAGACAAUAGCUAUGGUCUCCUCAGCAUGCCCAGAAUCCUCUGCCUUGAGUGACAAAGGACAAGAACAGUUGGAGGAAAAGGGCAUUGUUGUAAUCAGCUCCUUAAUAA